This is a messenger RNA of Podarcis muralis (Common wall lizard), 5894 nucleotides long. It is a transcript of the gene DACT1, whose product is annotated as dishevelled binding antagonist of beta catenin 1. Gene Ontology annotation, biological process: negative regulation of JNK cascade; negative regulation of canonical Wnt signaling pathway; regulation of Wnt signaling pathway, planar cell polarity pathway. Gene Ontology annotation, cellular component: cytoplasm. The record is from RefSeq and is a predicted model, not a curated record. Lineage: Eukaryota; Metazoa; Chordata; Lepidosauria; Squamata; Lacertidae.
UUGGGAGGAGAGCGAGCCGAGACGCCGCAGAGGAAGGAGGCAGCCCGGGCGCUCCGGGGAGAGGCGGCGGCGGCGGUGGGGCAGGGAUGCGCUUGCCGGGGGGCUGCCAGAUCCCGGUGCCACGGGGCUCCGCGCGCUGAGCGCCUCGGGGGUCUCCGGAGCGCAUCUUCCGCGCUCUCCAUGCGCUGAUCGAGGGGUGGUGCCGGCUCGGGGAUGAAGCAGGCGAUCGCGGAGCCCGGGCAGCUGCAGGGCCCCCCGGCGUCGUCGGGGCGGGAGCCCGAGGCCCGGUGGCCGCGCGACGGCGCCAAGAGCGAGGCGAGCGAGGCGGAGCGGCUGCGCACCCGCGAGCGCCUGGAGGCCACCCUGGCCGGGCUGGCCGAGCUGGAGUUGCUGCGCCAGCGCCACGAGCUGCGCGUCAAGCGGCUGCUGGCCGCCGCCCGCCGAUGCCCGGCCGGGGGCAGCGGCUCCGGGGAGACGGCGGCGGGAGAGGCAGCCGCGCCAGGGGUCGCCACCGCCGCCCCGCGCAGCCUGGAGGAGAAGUUCCUGGAGGAGAACAUCCUGCUCCUGCGGAGGCAGCUGAAUUGCCUGCGACGGAGGGACGCGGGUUUGUUAAACCAGUUGCAAGAACUGGACAAGCAGAUCAGCGACCUGAGGCUGGAUGUUGAGAAAACGGCCGACGAGCAGCUCGAGACGGACAGCCGCCCCAGCUCAGGCUUCUAUGAGCUGAGCGACGGGGCUUCGGGGUCGCUCUCCAACUCCUCCAACUCUGUUUUCAGCGAGUGUUUGUCCAGCUGCCACUCCAGCACCUGCUUCUGCAGCCCUUUGGACACAUCCCUGAGCGGCUCUGAUGGACGGCCCAUGUCUGCAGAUCUCAUCGGCUGGCUGGAAUAUAACAAAGGGAACCAGCAUGAAGACCCAUCUGUGGGGAUGGCCUCCCGAGUGUUGUCCACACCGCACUCUAAUUCCCUUGAGGUGGUUGCAGACGUGCAUCCAAAAUACCAGUGUGACCUGGUGUCGAAAAACGGGAACGAUGUUUACCGCUACCCCAGCCCUUUACACGCCGUCGCGGUGCAGAGCCCCAUGUUCCUUUUGCCGGUGACAGACAACCCCCCGAGGGAAGAGGGAGAGCACAAUGUUGCGGACCUUUGUGUGGGACCCGAACACGACUCUGCGAAAGCGGGCGCCUCCUGCCUCCCGCAUAGCUCUCCUCCCGAGUCCUGUCCCCCAGCCAGCAGGAAAAUAGACGGCUACAUCUUGAGCCUUGUGCAAAAAAAGACCCCUUCGGUGCGGACUAACAAACUGAGGACGAAUCUGAAUGCAGACCCCGCCAAAGGGAUUUUGAGGCACGGGAGCCUGUGUGUCCGGCAAGUGCCUGGGGUUGCAAGCGGCAGUUCGGCCGCUGCUCUCAAGAACCCAAACCAGGUCUUCCCCCAUUCCAGCAGAGCCAGCACACCGCUUGACAGCAGCGCCUUCUCCCCUCUGAAGCAGCAUUCGAGAGAAACUGAGCAUCUGGAGAGCAAAAAGGUUCCUUCUCCCGUGGUCUUCCCACCAAAUGUUAACCACGAACUUCAAAGCCAGCAGGCGGCGAGGAACGUCAAACCGCCAGAGCCGCCGCGGUGUCCGGUCUCAAGCAAGGGCGACGUCCCCAAGGAAAGCGGCCAGAUUUUUGCGGAGAGCCCUCCCCAACACGCAACGCCCCCGAAGGAAAGCAAAACCCUCCAGCUGCCCCGAAAAAUCCUGUUCAAAAACAGCGGGCCGCAAGCGGUCCACGGUGUUUUGCCGCCUCAGGAAACCAGGCCUCCGCUGGAUUUCAAGAGCGACGGGUUGUCCUCUCAGGGCCUGGAGGAAGGCCUGCUGGUGAACGCCAAAUACAUCCCGGCUCAGCCACAGACGGUCAGGCUUCACAAGGGCAGCCGGAGCGUCAGGAUACUCAAAAGCUCCUUGGUGAAGCACAGAUCCCACCUCGUCACCGUGCUGGAAAACGGGCCACAGACUGGCAGGGAGAAGGCCAAACCCUCCGGCAAGAAGUGCCGUUUCUCCGACGACCUGGAUACAAAUAAGAAGCUGAAGAAGGCCGCCACGAGAGGGAAGAAAAGCGGCCACUUGCCGCCGGAGGCUGCCCUCCUGAGUCGGCCUCCCGGCGUCCUCAAGUCGGCGGUUAGGCCCCACAGCCGGGAGCCGGUGGUGGCGAAACCGAAGCACAAGAGGGCCGACUAUCGCCGCUGGAAGCUGUCGGCCAAGGUCUCCUAUGAAGAAGCCCUGAGGAGGGCGAGGAGGAACCGGAGGGAAGGCCUUGGGGCCUACCCUCAGGCUCCCCACCCGUACGCCAGCCCCUACGCCUAUGUCGCGAGCGACUCGGAGUAUUCGGCGGAGUGCGAGUCGCUCUUCCACUCGACGGUGGUGGACACCAGCGAGGACGAGAGGAGCAACUACACCACGAACUGCUUUGGGGACAGCGAGUCCAGCCUGAGCGAGGUGGAGUUUGUGGGCGAGAGCACAACGACCAGCGACUCGGAUGAGAGCGGGGGGCUCAUCUGGUCCCAGUUUGUGCAGACGCUCCCCAUCCAGGCGGUGGCCGCCGCUUCCGAGCUCCACGAAAACGCAGCCAAAGCCUUCGUCAAGAUUAAAGCCUCACACAACCUCAAGAAGAAGAUCCUCCGCUUUCGGUCCGGCUCUCUCAAACUGAUGACUACUGUCUGAAAGGCAUAACUAGUAGCUGAAGAUGGCGGCAGUGGUGACUGACAUGCCUACGGGGGGAAGAGUGUGUGUGUUAAGGCAGCCUUCUCGAAGUUGGUGACCUCCAAAUGUCUUUGACAUUUGUGGGGAGUUGGAAGGGACCCCUGAGGGUCAUCAAGUCCAACUCCACUGCAAUGCAGAAAUCUCAGCAUGCAGUCCCCCAUCCAAUUUCAAACCAUACUGGACCCUGCUUAGCUUUGCAAAUGUGCUAGCAGUUUUAUAUUGCUGCAGUUUGGAGGUCAUGGGAGCUGCAGAGGUCGGGGUUCAGGGGAAACUGCUGUGGUUGGGAAUUAUGGGAAUUGCAGAGGUCGGGGAGCAUGGGGACUGCAGUGGUCAAGGCUCAUGGGAGUUGUAGUCCAAAACAUUUGGAGGUCACCAGGUAGGGGAGGCGUGAUGUAAGGGUAUGUCUGCAUUUGGGACUUUUCGAUGUGUCUUGGGCACACUUAUUCAGGGCACAGAAGCAACACAAGCCAGCUUCAAGAGAAAAUGCACUUUUCGGGGGGGGGGGGGCUUCCCUUGCAAGAGGCGAGGUGCCCCAGCGGAGAAUUCAUCUCGUGCUGGAAGGCACAGGGCCCUUUGCUAGUCCUUUGCUGAGAGCAGCAAAGCGCUCAGCCUGCCACCCUCCAGAGAGGCAGCCAUGUUGUGUUGUGUUACUGUUUGUGUAUACAUGCUGCCUGCCAGCCAAAAGUGCUCCCAAGAACAAACAGAUGCAUACAAAGACAAUAAUGCAAGCGCAACAUGGAGCAAAUGCGAACGAUGCCAAUUCAAAACGUUUCGGCAGUAUUAAAACCCGUGCACAUCGGUCUUUCUGGCAGGCAAAGAGCAUUCCCCACAAGGAUACUUGAGCAGCCCCUUUGUCUCAUGAGGGUGCUGGGCAGCAAGUCAGGUGAAAAAGCUGGUGCCCCGUGAGGCUUGCAGAAGACUCUCUCCCCUAUGACCACGUGCCCAACAGUCAAGUUGACCUCUCCUUGGCCAGCUUACGCUCAAAGGUUGUCCACUUGCACCAAGAGCAGCCCGGAAAUACUUGCAAGCGAGAGCAGCUCCUCUUGGCUUCUUUUCGAAAUGCUAAGCUGGGGCCAGUAGAUGUUCUUGUGGGGUUGCAUGCCAGGUGCCUGCCCAAAACACCAAACCAGGAUGCUGCUUGCCAAAUCCGCUUGCAGGUAGAUGCUUCAAGCUUCCAAGGCUGCCUCUCCAGUCUUUGAAGAACAUUGAAGGGAAGUUACUAGCUUUUUAUUGAGAUACCGAGGGAGCAAGCAAUAUAUAUCCUAAAUGCAAAGCGUGGUGCUGUGUGAUUAUUAUUAUUUUAACACUAAAUAGCCAGCCAUUGGGACAGGGGAGAAUCAGUUUUGGGACUGUGAUGGACAGGGAGAUGAGCAGUUAACCCUUUUCUUCUGCGCUGCUGAAAAUUCCCUUCCCACUCCCUCCAAGAAGCUAUUGUUUGGCAUGGGAAAAGGGGGGGGGGGAGUUUCAGAGAGUUGAUUUGAGUGGGCUCACGGCGCUGGGGGGGAAGGUUUUUUGUUUUGUUUUUAAUCUUUUCAUUGCGGUCCUGAUCCUGAUUAGUAACUCCCCUGCAGGAGCUGUUUAUUUAAAUAAUAGUAAUAACAAUAACAAUGGCCAUGGCAAAUUAUGCAUUUAACAUAACUUGGGCUGUGGCAAGUACUGCCCCUUCCGGGACAUCUCAAGGCCCUUCCUGAGACAGACUGCCCUGAGACCUUCAGAUGAAGGGCAGCAAACAGAUAUAAUAAACAAAUAAAGUAAAUAACAGCUUUGCAAAGAGGGCAGGUGCCUAGCUCACAAAACAUUUACUCUCCCGCCAGACCACACACACCUGUGCACACUUAUGCAUGUUGCAAGCCUUGCAGGAGGGAUAGUGUGGUCAGAGCAAGCUCUCUUCCACUUUACAAAAGCUUUCUUGCUUGGUCGCCCGAUGGUGACGAUGACUCGCCCUAGGCGACCGGGCAAGUGGCUAUUUGCAAGCCUGCUAUAGCAGAAAAAGGAGCAAAGCCUUUCUCUAUGCAGAAACUUUACCCUCCCUGGUUUCUGGUGCUGCUUCCCUCCUUCCCGGACGUGUGCUAAUAUGCCAAAACGACGGUCUCAUGCAGACGUGCCGAGCGUGUAUGCGCGCCUCUCGCUACUUACACGAAACAAGGUGCUUCUUGUAAAUAUUUUCCCAGAAUGCUGUUUUGAGUUCCUUAAAUGCACAUAUUUAAAUCUUGACGGACUGCCUAAAUGAUGUUACUUGAACCUCCCAACUUUUUUGUUGGAUACUAGUGCCUUUUAAGUGGCAAAACCCACUGUGCUAGUUUUUAACAAAGGAACAGUACCACCACUUUUUCAGCUGUGAUGGCUUCAAGUGCAUAGUGGAGUGGAAAAAACGUCUGCAGCGAGCGUUGAUUUCUCUCCUAGUCGGGGAUGGGUUGAAGGGCAUCUGGACCUAUGCUGAACCUUACUUUGGCUUCUAAACAUCCUUGUUUCAUACAGAAAAGUUGCUCCUCUACCUCUUCUUACAGAGACAGAAACACACCAUUGACAUGCAUGCAACACACACAAUGUAAAGAAGACUGGUGGCUUUUUUUGAGCAGGGGCAACGUGACUUCCCUCUCCCGCGGUCUUCCUUUUCCUUCCUUUUUUCCAAACAGAAUCCCUAGAGUUGUCUGGAUGUGGUUUUUAAUUUUUAAAAAAUAAAACUAGAAUUCAUUAUUAGGAUCUCGUAGGAGGCUGCCUUAUCCCAGAUCAGAAUAUUUGUCAAUCUGGCCCAGCAUUGUCUAGGUCGGUCAUGCCACCACCUGCCAUCCAUAUACCUGGAGAUCCCGGGGAUUGAACCUGUGGCCUUCAGGUGUUCUGCCCUUGAGCUGUGGAAAUAUGAAUUUGCCUUAGGGGCACUGGUCCAGCUAACCCAGUGUCUGGCUAGCAGGUGGACCUCUUUCUGAACAUGGCUAAAUGAUGUCCUUGAGAUGCUGGGGGCUGAAUCAAAGAUCCUUCUGCACAUGUUCUACCUCUGAGCUGUUGGUCUCUUCCCAUCCCUUCCCAGUUGCAGCAUCAGUGCUGCUCAUGCUAAGCACUCUUCCUUGAUAGCAGAGACUGAGGUGCCUUGUAUUUUUGUUUUAAAAUCCCUGCAAGCCACAGAUAUUAAAGAGGUGGUCCACCCCAGUUUUCCA